GACGGUGCUCGUCCAAAGACGCGGGAUUAUUUGUAUCUACGGGAGUAGACGUCACGUACUCGGGCGGCGUGUAUCGAUAUCGGAAAUAUAUUACGGAGAAUUACGCGUAUCGCGUGGCGUUAUCAGCGGAAGUUACCGUUCCAGGGUUAUCGGCUUUCCUUUUUCUCGGAACGCGCAGUGCCACUCGAAGGCACGAAAGGCAAAUAGUCCGCGGCGACAUUAGAUUUAUGGGCGCGGACUGAUUUUCGUCUGACCUGCGUGCUCUCGGCCCGAGACGGAUAAGUACUCCGGAGCGAUACUGCAGCUUGAGAACGAAUACACGGUCAAGUGGUCCAUUACGCGCUCCCUUUCCUCCGUUCUUUCUUUCUUUCUCGCAUCACCGGACUUCGCUACUUGCGUGCGUAACAAAGAACUCACCACGGAAACUCGCUGCGCGCGCGGUUAAGGGACGACACGGCGAGGGAGGAGAGAAAAAAGGGAAGGGGAAAGAAAAAAAAAUUACGGAGGGGUAUCCCGUGUGGAUAUACGGUCGAAGAUGUCACAAUAGCGGGUUGCACCGCGUGACAGCCGUGCGCGCCACGCGUCUCUUUCCACCCACCCACACACACGCACACACGCACACGCACACACACACACGCACACACACGCACACACACGAUUCUCUUUUUUCUUUCUCUCCGUCUCGCCGUUCCUCUUUCACGCACGCUCGUUCUCUUACCCGCCUUCGUCGGGCCGGGGCCCCCCUCCGGGGGCACUCGGGGAGUCCGAGCUCUUACUCCUCGUUUCUUCCUCUCACCCACUCACUCAGUAAAAAGCUCAACUCGUGGCGCGUAAGUGCCGCGAAAAGCUCAGUCGCUCGCGAGCUGCGUACGAGUGCACACCUCGGUUCUCCACGUGCGAGUGCCACGCGCGUCUCCUCUCGACAUGUGACUCCUGCGCAUCCGCGUGAGGCUGCCUCCGACAUCUUCUUCACUUUUUCAUCUUCACCCUCCUCUUUCUUUCUCUCCGGAUCUUUUUCUUUCUUUUUUGUUUUUCCUCGGUUAAUGGUGAAAUUCGCUUAGUGAGAUGAGGUGAACGCGUGUGUCGUUAUACAGGGAUUUAAAAGAAGGCGCGCGCGCGCGCGCGGCGCACGCAUCUCGAAGAUGCACCACUUGAUAAUGCUGAUAACAGUGGCCGCGAUGGUCCUCGCACCGGUCGUCGGGAAUCCCUUCCUCAACGCAGCGCAAGAGAUGUCCUGCUGCUCGCAGGCUGCUGGCUCUUGUCGGAGUGUGUGCUCCAAGAUAUCCUUGGUAGUCCUGGGCGCCGAGAUCGAAGCGAGGGAAAAUGCGACUCAACGUCUACUGGAGUUUUGUUCCAUGGAACUGUUGGAUUUUUGGUCCUGUGUGAACUCGACGUUAAAUGAUCUUAAAAGAAAUGAAAAUUGGACGGGUCGAGGAUGCUGCCGGCUCGCUCAGAAUCCAACGUGUCGCACGACAUGCGCUCUGUCCGGUUCCAAAAAUGAUCUAAACGAAUCCUGCCGACCGAGCGACGAACCUGAGUUUUUCUUCUGUCUGGAAAAGCGCGAGGAGGCCGAACGAUGCUGCAGCAAUGUUUCCAAUGAUACGUGCAGGACUAUCUGCAAGGAUAUCUUUUACAAACCUGGAAAACAAUCUAACUUGAAGCUGUAUAGCAGCAAGGGUUGCUUCCAUCAGGUCCCCAAAUGCCUGAAGAGCGUGGCCGAAGUGAAGCAUGCCGAGGAUCCGAAGCAGCAUUUGCACUGCUGCGAGGAAGCCACGACUCCUGUGUGUCUAGAUACGUGUCGCAGAACUCUUCACACCGUGACAACUGAUCAGGAGAUCAUGGACGCUUUGGCGGAGAAGUGCAGCCCUGUGUUACCACAGUCGCCGAUGUGGAGCUGUUUGCUUAAAUCGGGUUCGACGAAGCCGGCGCGAUUACCCUUGGACGCUGGCAAACUGGCGUGUUGCACGAAAGCAACAAGGCCUUCUUGUCAGACUUUGUGCUGGCGGGCUUUCCAGGCAGACUGGGAGACUGCCUUGCCACAACUGGACGCAUUGUGUCUCUCAUCCAGUUUAGAAGGUGAAUUGAGGAGGUGUCUCGAAGACGCUGAUGACUCCUGCGAGAUGGGCUGUUCCGGAUUAUCUUACUGUGCACGGUUUAACGACAGACCUACGAGCUUGUUCAGAACGUGCACGACUGCGGCCGACGACUUGGCCAAGUAUGAAGUUGAUCAGUGGUCCAGAGGAGAUAUUAUUCAAGGAUUAGGUGUGCCUGUACGUGCCGCUCCUUCCUGCCCGGUAGAGACUCUACGUGCAGCGUCUUGUCUUCAGCAACUGCGACCUUGUGAGACUAGAAUCCACGAGACGCGACUCUGUCGCGAAGAUUGUUUAGAGCUGAUGGCAAGCUGCGUGGACUGGAGCGCGCUCACUGGACCUCACACGGCGGUUACUCUGUGCGCCAAGUUGUCGCCGGGCAGACCGGACGCGCCGUGCGUCUCGUUAAGACCGUUCCUGAACGAUCCGCAGGACGAUCAAGCUGUGAUUCAUCCUGAUGAGGACAUCACGACGCCCUGUAAGCAGAAUCCUUGCCCGCAAGGCCAACUCUGCGUGCUCCAACCGAACAGCGCUAAGAUCUAUCGUUGCGUGCCGGCUUGUUCCCUCGGCGAGAUGUCAAAGCAAUUAGUGCCGGUCGGAUCUUGGAUUCAGAUCCCACGAUUUGAUCAGCAGGGUUGCCUGAACAUCUGCCAGUGCACUACACGAGGUCUGGAAAAGUGCCGCACGCUCAAUUGCUUUAAUUUCAAAUCGUGUUGGGUGCACGAUCGGUUCAUUCAACACAAGGCCAGCUUUUAUCUUGAGUGCAAUCCUUGUCAUUGCUUUGAAGGCGAGUUUACGUGCUCCAAAAGAAGCUGCGGCGAACUGCGAGUACCGUCCUUGCCCUGUGACUGUCCGCCUCAUUACGUUCCAGUUUGCAGUAGACUAGGUUUCACUUUCGCAUCUGCAUGCUUGGCAAAGUGUGCUGAGUUAUCAGCUACCGAGGUAAAGUUCGGCAGCUGUUCCAGCAGAGAUCCCUGUAUGUCCAAUCCCUGCGACAGCUCAGAGAAGUGUGUCCGUAGACCCAGGGUUUGUCUGUACCGUUUGAACAAACCGUGUUUGCAAUAUGAGUGCGUGCCGAUAGACUGUAAUCCGCGCGACGAGUCCAGCGGACCGGUCUGCGAUCGGGAGAAUCGCCAAUACUCCUCCGUGUGUGCGAUGAUUCGAGCUGGAGCCACCCUGAGUUACAGGGGACCUUGUCUGAGAGGGUGCAAUCUUCGAGGUCCGGUGUGUGGUAUCAACGGUGAGACUUAUAUUAACGAAUGUGCUGCUUGGGCUGAAAAAAUUGUUGUGGAUUACCAAGGCCCUUGCGUUGCCGUCGGUCUCAUAGGGGAUCAAGCGAAACCUCGUUGCGGCGACACCGUGCAAUGUCCUCCCUUAAAGGACCCGUAUUGCAAAGGAGUCACUCCUCCCGGUGCUUGUUGUCCUGUCUGCGGGGGAGCAGCAAGAUUGUUCUACUCGAAAAAACAGCUGGAUAGGAUCUAUUACAUGAUGGAUGAGGAAGCUGACAAGGAUUCCGUCACCCUAGAGGCUCUUCUGGUUGCUCUAAGUCGCCAAUUACAAGUGGCACAAUGCGCUAUUCGUGGUAUGAUGACGCCUGAUCGGGAUAUCUUCAUCAUCGUACAACCCAUUACCAAAAAGUUAUCGGCGCUGCAAUUGCGAGCUUGCGUGACGGAAACAGAGAAGCUCGUUACCAGGAUUUCGGAAAGGAGUCCUCGAAUCGCGGCUGAAGUUCCUUUGGGUUCGCUGACCAGAGCCGAAGUGGCCCAUGGUUACAUUUCUAGUGCCAUGAAAAUUUGUGCUUGGCUCGCGAUGGUUGUCGUUACCACUUUCUUACUAAACGUUUUAUCCUGAAUUACAAUCACGCCAAAAGGAAAACGAAAUACACUACCUAUUCCGACCAGUUCGAAGCAUUUAAAGAUAUAUUUUUAACUGAUCGCGAAAUAGGUUUAUUAUCAAGGGAUAGUUGUAGCUAUGAGCGAUUAAUUUCGUUUUCUGCCUCGUUCUUGGCACUGAAAGCGUUUUUUUUUUUACCUAAUCGCGAUGCCAUUCGCGGCGACGAAUGUCUACAGCGUGUCUCGUGUCUGUGAUUCUUCUAGUGCCUUCUAAUAGCAUACAGCGGAAUGUAUUUUUAGUUAUCAAUUAAUAUUGCCAAAGAGGAAAGAGUGUAUAAUAAGAGUAGAUGUACAAAAAUAUAGGAUUUCCUGUGCGCGUAAUUCCGUAAUUUCGUUGCGGGUAAUCAAGAACUGCUCAUAUUAUAAAUUACAAAAAGACUCUGUAAACUUUAAGUUAUAUACCAGACGUAUUGAUCGAUAUUAGUACAUCGUGUUUCACAUACGUUAUUUUUAUGCAAAAUCUUAAAGCGCUAUUUAAAGAAAUUAAUCUAAUUCUCUCGAGUUUUAUUAUUUAAAAAUUUCUUUUUUACUGACAAAAAUCAAUCUACGAUUUUAUUAGGAAUGCAACUACUAUGAAUGUAUGAUUUUUUUGACAUAUACACAGCGUAGGUGCAUUUGAAUUUUUAUUAUAUAAUAAAUUAAUAUAUAUAUAUAUAUAUAAAUAAUAGAAUUCUUUAAGGGAACAAUGUGGGUACUUCGCAUUUUAUUUAUAAAUAUGCGAAAAAACUUGGAUUGCCUGCAGUGGUUUGUGCCAAUGAUAUAAAUAAUGCUCUCAUAGUCGUUAAGUAUAUUUUGUUAUUAUACUGUCUGUUAAAAACAGUCGUUUGCAUGUAUAAUAAAUUUCUAAACUUUUA
Molecule: messenger RNA, 4836 nt
Organism: Solenopsis invicta (red fire ant)
Lineage: Eukaryota; Metazoa; Arthropoda; Insecta; Hymenoptera; Formicidae
Gene: Reck
Product: reversion-inducing cysteine-rich protein with Kazal motifs-like
Exons: 8
Coding region: 1143-3941 (932 amino acids)
Biological process (GO): extracellular matrix organization
Cellular component (GO): plasma membrane
Molecular function (GO): protein binding; metalloendopeptidase inhibitor activity
Source: RefSeq, a predicted model, not a curated record